This is a messenger RNA of Cyanidioschyzon merolae strain 10D, 561 nucleotides long. RefSeq lists its product as hypothetical. Lineage: Eukaryota; Rhodophyta; Bangiophyceae; Cyanidiales; Cyanidiaceae. The record is from RefSeq and is a predicted model, not a curated record. The transcript has a single exon. Bases 1 to 561 code for a protein of 186 amino acids.
AUGCUGCGUCCUACACGGGGCGUGUUAGCGGGCCCUGCUCGUUUCUGGCGCUCGUGGCUUGAGCGAACACAGGAAAAGACACAAGCGCUCCGUGAAAAGGACAUGUUCCGUACACAAAUGGAGCACUUGUCGGCGUGUGAGCGUUUCGGACCGGACGAGUACGGUGCACUCUUGCGGAAACUGCGGGACGCCGCCGGCUUUGGCAGCAGUCUCUGGAAUCGACUUUCGAACGCCCAGAGUGAUCCGUUUUUAAAAGAUGUAAAUGAGCAGGAAGAGCUCAUCCGGCUUCUAACUGCUGAACAGAAAGCGCGUCUAUUGCAGAUGCGACGUGCGGAACGGCGUUCACUGGCACAGGCGAUCGGCAAGGAGGAACACCUUGUGGAGACUCUAGUGGAUAGACUAACGCAAGCUAAGUUCUUACACGACUGGAUCCGGGCGCGACUGCAAGAGGGUUUGCCAUUGCCUCAAAACGCACAGCAAAUGGAGUUGUUCAUGCUGAAUCCGAACCAACGACGAGGCCUCCCGGGCGUGCGACCGCGCAUCGUACGUCCGCGUCGCUGA